Arachis stenosperma is the source of this 351-nucleotide messenger RNA. RefSeq lists its product as uncharacterized. The coding region runs from base 1 to 351 and encodes 116 amino acids. NCBI's taxonomy places the organism in Eukaryota, Viridiplantae, Streptophyta, Magnoliopsida, Fabales, Fabaceae. The record is from RefSeq and is a predicted model, not a curated record. The transcript is spliced from 2 exons.
AUGGGAUUUGAGAAAGUCGGUGCUGAAAGGAAGCUACAACUAGCAGAAUUGGAGAACCUCCGCCUAGAAGCCUAUGAGAACUCCAGGCUAUACAAAGAGAAGGUGAAGGCUGUGCAUGAUAAGAAUAUCAAGUUGAGAAUCAUGCCAGGCAAGCUUAGAUUAAGAUGGGAUGGCCCCUACCGGGUGGAAAAGGCUGAGCCAUAUGUCGUCUUCCACCUGAGUCAUCCUUCAAGCCCCAAUAUCCUCAAGGUCAAUGGCCACCGCUUGAAACUAUACCAUGGUGAAAAGAUGAAGGACAACAAGGAGCUGAAUAUCUUCCUCUUGGAAGAUCCACCAACAGAAGAAGACUGA